This is a messenger RNA of Paramecium sonneborni, 2340 nucleotides long. The record is from the annotation of a GenBank genome assembly. NCBI's taxonomy places the organism in Eukaryota, Ciliophora, Oligohymenophorea, Peniculida, Parameciidae.
AUGGAAAAUAUAAAAGUGUUGGUCAGAGUUAGACCACUCAAUGAAAGAGAAACACAUUUGGGAGCACAUUCUUGUGUGUCUACCACAAAUAAUUCUGUUAUUCUAUAUAAUAAGAAGGAAUAUCAUUAUGAUCAUGUAUUGGGAAUCAAUUCAACAUAAGAGUAAGUGUUUGAUAAAAUUGGAAUUUCUACAAUUGAGUCAUUUUUGAAUGGAUUUAAUUUUUGUAUAUUUGCUUAUGGUUAAACAGGAACAGGGAAAACAUAUACUAUGUAAGGAAAAGGAUUAGAUGGCUUAUAAAAUGAAGAAAUUCAUUUUGGAUUACAACCUAGAUUAAUUUAAUAACUUUUUGUUAACUUACCAAAAGAAUAAACUUGGUCUAUUAAAUGUACUUACUUAGAAAUAUAUAAUGAAUAAUUGAUUGAUCUUUUAAAUGAUACUAAACAAUUACCUCUUACUAUCAGAGAAGAUUUAAAGAGAGUAUAUGUUGAAAAUCUCACUGAAAUAGUAGCUAGUUCUUAUAAUGAUAUUUUAUCUUUAUUAUAAAGAGGAAAUAACAAUAGACAUGUUUCAGCUACUUAAAUGAAUCUUGAGAGUUCAAGAAGCCAUUCAGUUUUUACAAUUUAAUUAGAAUAAAAAAUUUAGGGAAUUUAUACAAGAAAGAGCAAGUUAAAUUUUGUUGAUUUAGCUGGUAGUGAAAGAUAAAAAUUAACUGCUGCCACUGGUGAAAGACUAAAGGAAGCAGCUAAUAUUAAUAAAUCUUUAACAGUUUUAGGAUUAGUUAUUAAUACUCUUGCUGAAAAUUCAAAGAGAUUUAUUCCAUAUAGAGAUAGCAAAUUAACUUUUUUAUUAAGAGAAAGUUUGGGAGGUAAUUCAAAGACAAUCAUGAUUACUACAAUCUCUGAAGCAAGCAUUUCAUUUUAAGAAACUUUAGGAACAUUAAAUUUUGCUUCUAGAGCUAAAAAUAUUAAAAACUAAGUUAUUAUUAAUGAAGAAAUAGGAGAAGAUAGAGAAAGCCUAAAAGCAGAAAUUAAGAGAUUAAAAGAAGAACUUUCAUUAUAAAAAAAUUCAAAAUUUGAAAUAAUUCCGAAAUUCUAAUAAGAAGUAGAAUUGAUUUCAGAAAUAUUCAGUCAAAAUAGUGAAUUCAAUGAAAAUGAAUUAUUUUAAGAAUAAUUGAAAAAAUAAUUAAAUGAAAUGAAAGAAUACUAUGAAAAAAGAAUUGUCGAAUUAGAAGAGCAAAAUUAUUCAAAUAGGGAUCUUUAAAUUUAAUAAGCUAUUGAAAUUCAAAAAGAAUUAAAAUAUAAAAAUGAGAUCUUAAAUCAAAAAAUAUUAGAAUUGUCUUAGAAUGAUACAAUCUUAAAGGAUAAGAUUAAUGAAUAAUAAUUAAUUAUUACCUAGUUAUAAUAAGAUAAAAAAUAACUAAAAGCUUAUCAUUCUUUUCAGUAAACACUUAUUGAAAAGUAUGAAAACCCUUUAACCUAACACUAAGAUGAAAUUGCAGAUUUAAACAAUUAAUUAUUAAUAUAUUAAGAUCGAAUGGAUAUAGAUUCAUAGACUAUUGAGCUUUAGAGUGAUGAAAUAUCAAGAUUAUAAUUAGAGAUUUAAUAAACUAAUGUAAAAACAGAAAAUCUUCAAUAAAAUUUAAAUUCCUUUUAAGAUAUAUUGAAAGAAAAGGAAAAUUUUAUUGAAGAAUAGUCAAAAGAACUAAACAAAUAUAGAAAACUAAAUAAUGUUAAAUCAAAAAAAAUUUUAAAGAGUAUGAAAGUGCUCAAAAAAGAAAAAGAAAGCUACUAUAAUUUAGAGAUAAGGUAACUUAAUUUUCUACAAGAGCUUAAUUAAUAAAUGGAACUUGAAUAAAAUUUCCCUACAAAUGAGUCAAUAUAAGUGGGAUUAAAAGAAAAGUUUUAACAUAUUUAUAGUUUACUGAAUAAUUAAUUAAAAAUAACUAGUUAAUUAAAUUAAGAAAAAGAUAAUUUAUAGAACGAAUUUAAAUAAAUUUUCGAUAAUUUAUUUAAUUAAAAUUAAGCCUUGUAGUUAGAAUUAGAAAAAAAUCAAGAGAAUAAAGAAAAAGUCUAAUAAUAUGUCGAAUUGAACAACUAAUUUAUAGAUAGUUAUGAUAUUAUCAAUUAAAAGUUAAUAAGGAAAGAAAAUGAAGUUAUUAAAUUAAAAUCAGAACUGAAAUUAGAAUAAAAAGAUAGAGCACAAGCCUUAAAUGAAAUUAUUAAGUAAUUUUAAAUAUUUAUGAUAAGUCUUUGUUCUGCAAAAAUAGAUUUGUCUAAUAAUACAAUAAAAGAAUAUCAAUAAAUAAUCUAAUAAAUGUAAAUGAUUUUACUACUAUAAUGA